AUGUGCUUUUUAUUCUCGACUCACGAACAAUCAGUGCACGCCGAGGACUCGAAGUUGGCGUAUUUCGUUGACGAAAAGCUCCAGGGACGGAUCUUGGCCCUCAAAUGCUUCUUUAUGACGAUGGCUUUGAUCGCCAUCACCUUAAUCCUCACGGGGCUGGGGAUCGUCGCCCAAGUACCUAUCCCUGAAGUAUUGGCCCUGCGCCAGUGGGGGUACGCCGAGGGCAUCCGCACUGCCGGCAGUUGCAUCUUCUUGUUCUUAACCAUUGUGGUGAUGCUGAUUACUAUCGCCCGUUUCAAUGCUUAUCGUGAUACCUACUUGGCCUUCUCGUUCUUGCUGACGGUGAUCUGUGGCUGUUUGGUGAUUAUCCUGUUAAUCCACCAGAUCUUGCAAAUCUGGGUGCCGAGAAUGAACCUCUACGCCGGCGUGGGCCUGUUUGUUCGCUACCAGUAUUGCAUGCUGGAGGCGAUGGAGUUUUUGUGCUCCAUCUUGGCGUCGUACAGUUACUGCUGUAUGGGCGGCGACGCCGAACCGGUGGCGAAAGUGGAGUACGACGAGGACUUUGACCUUGACCACUCCACCGUGUAA
Diutina rugosa is the source of this 588-nucleotide messenger RNA. RefSeq lists its product as uncharacterized. The record is from RefSeq and is a predicted model, not a curated record. The coding region runs from base 1 to 588 and encodes 195 amino acids. NCBI's taxonomy places the organism in Eukaryota, Fungi, Ascomycota, Pichiomycetes, Serinales, Debaryomycetaceae. The transcript has a single exon.